Molecule: messenger RNA, 4255 nt
Organism: Pecten maximus
Lineage: Eukaryota; Metazoa; Mollusca; Bivalvia; Pectinida; Pectinidae
Product: inter-alpha-trypsin inhibitor heavy chain H3-like
Exons: 13
Coding region: 115-2466 (783 amino acids)
Source: RefSeq, a predicted model, not a curated record
AGGGAUUUCCUGGGGUUUUCCAAACCAUUUAUCUUCAUCUUUUUCCCAACAACAUUCGACGCUACUGCGUAUAAAUGUUAGAGACCCGUCACUCGCCUUCAGAAAGAAAUCAGAAUGCUGAGAGUGAAGGUUACUCCAAUAUGCCUCCUGGUGGCCAUGGUGGGCGCUAUGACGGACAUCAAUACGGUGACUGACGGCCCGAUUCACACCACCGAGCUCAACAUCCCCACCGGGCCGAAAAUCUACUAUCUGCAUAUUAAGUCCGAUAUCAGAUUCAGAUUUGCUACGACAGUUGUAACAAGCAAGCUGGUAAAUCCUGAUACUCGGGCACAUCAGACCACAUUUGAAGUCACUCUUCCUAAUGAAGCUUUCAUCACAAACUUCACUCUAUCUGUGAGGAACCAAACUUACGCUGGCGAGGUGAAGACAAAGGAAGCGGCACGUCAGGAGUACGAGUCGGCGGUGACACAAGGCAGGACAGCGGCCCAUAUAUCUGUGAGGCCAAGGGAGACAAACAAGUUCAACAUUGACGUUAACGUGGCUGCUGAAGAAAAGUUGACAUUCGAACUCCGUUAUCAGGAACUGCUACAGCGGAAGCUGGGUGCCUACAAUCACGUGAUCUACGUGAAGCCUGGGGAGCCUGUGUCUGACCUGCGUGUUGAUGUAGACAUCUUUGAGUCAAGGGCGAUAAAUAAUCUCAAAGUUCCACCAAUUAGAAAUGAUCUUCUCACCAACAUCGACAUUACGUCUACGAAUGACUUGGCUGUGAUUGAACACAUAUCGGACCGGAAUGUCCACAUCCGAUACCAACCUAACAUGGAACAGCAAACUUCUGACGGGAUAGACGGCCAGUUUACGGUCUCCUAUGACGUAGAGAGACAGACAGAUGGUGGCGAUAUUUUGAUGGUGAAUGGAUACUUUGUACACUUCUUCGCUCCGAGUGGCCUUGAACCGAGACCAAAAGACAUUGUGUUUAUACUUGACAAGAGUGGAUCUAUGCGCGGCACAAAAUUCCAACAACUAAAAGAGGCUAUGCUUACCAUUUUGUCCCAAAUUGAUCCAGUAGAUAAGUUUAACAUCAUAACAUUUGACAGCAGUAUUACCAGGUGGAGAGACGACCACCUCGUGCCUGCAUCUGAAAGUGCCAUACAACAAGCAAAGAAAUACGUGAACAACUUACGUGCAGUUGGCGGUACAAAUAUCCAGGCAGCCAUGCUGGAUGGUAUUUCGCAGUUGGAAUUGCGGACUGACAGAAGUCGAUCUGCUGUCAUUAUUUUUUUAACCGACGGAGAAGCAACCACUGGCGAAACAACCCCCAAAAGAAUAUUAUCUAGAGUUGCUGAACGUAACGAAGACAGAGUACCUGUGUUUUCAUUAGCAUUUGGACGAAAUGCAGAUUUUAACUUGGUUAAGCGAAUGGCGGUACAGAACAAUGGUUUCGGCAGGAAGGUAUAUGAAGAUUCUGAUGCAAGUCUUCAAAUAUCAAAUUUUUACACCGAAGUUUCAACUGUCCUUUUGAAAAACGUUACAUUUAACUAUCUCAACGGUACCGUUGUUCCUGAUACUUUAAUAUGCGACUUGAGCGGACUAUUGAAACUCGGGUCCGAAUUAGUUGUUUCGGGUAGAUUAUCUAGUGAAGAAGUCGUUGAUUUACAACCACAUAUUACAGGUAUUGGUUCCAAUGGCCUGGUAAAUCUGAUUGUUCCUGACACUGCAAUCACAACACAGUUAGAUAUCACCCAAGACUCCGAUAUCAUCGCCAUCACAGAAAAGCUGUGGGCCUAUCUUACGAUAAAACAAUGGACUAGACAGAUGGAGGCCGCGACCAAUAAAGAAGCCGCGGAGGAUUGGAGACGGAAUAUUACUGAAAUGGCUUUAAAGUAUCAUUUUGUAACGCCCAUGACUUCUAUGGUGGUGACCUUACCUGAUGAACUGAAAGUUUCUCCGAUUAAAGUUGAGGAAGAUGAAAUACCCGUUGAAGAGGACGAUAGCAUGCAACCUCCCAUUAUGACAGCGAAGUAUAAUAGUGGUGGAAGAUCUGGUAUGACACCUUUAAGCGGUGGUGGAGGAAUGGUUGGGCCAUCUCUAAUGCAUGCUAGAACAUUUACUCAGACAUCUGGAAGCAUCCCUCUGCAGCGAUCUCGAACCUCCUAUGAUACCUAUUAUACAUCACGCAAACGACAAGGGUCAAGACAACCACUGAAAAAAAAGUUCUGGCAAGAGGAAACACCGACUAACAGUCAUGACCAUAUCAAGACCUUCCACCAUACAAACAUACCUACCACACACCACGACAGUAACCUUACAAGCACGCCUACCAACGACCACGGCAGUAGUACCAGAAACAACCCAUCCGACGUCAACAAAUGUCCCAACUACCACGUCAGCAGUAAAUGGACCUUCAACCACAGGAACCGUCCAGCUUACUACCAGGGCACCUAUCAGCAAGAAAAUGAUUCGGACUAGGACUAAGGCUUCAGAUUACACUCUUGUUGCCGUGAAGGGUGUGGAUUUGCCGCUGUGCUUUAGGAAUCCUGAUGACUCAAUUGUUGAUACAACCACAAUGUACAACUUAUCAAUGGACCCAGAGACUGGGACGUCCGUGAGUGUAGGUUACACGUUUUACGGGUCUGGUAGACGGAGGAGAUCUCGCAUCACGCGCAUAAUAUUUACAACAUCGACGAAUACCACCACCGAAAUCAUUCCCGGGUUCCGUAUUGAUGACGGUGUUCGCCAGAGAGCUCCGUUCUAUUCCCUUAUUUGGAAAAGGAAACAACCUCAAAUGGGAAGUGAUCAGCAAAAAGAAAAAGCUGACUCUUCUUGUAGAUUGUACCAGCAAUACAAAUCGGAAUAUGGAGGGAUCCCUGGUGAUCCCGGUACGAGGGAAAGUGCGAUCUAAAUCUAAAUCUAAAACAAAGCUGAUUUUGAAUGUAGAGAAGGGAGGAUCCAUGUUGAGGCUGAAGACACGUGUCAAAUUCAGCAAACCCAUGCAGUGCUGGGUAACUAAAACAAACCUACUGUUGAACAUUUAAGACUUUUUAGUGUGAAAAUUAAAUGAACAAUCACAGCGAACUUAUUGAAUACAAAAUACUUCAUAUUUGUCUUUAAUCUAAACAAUUUGUAUAAGAAGUUUGUGACAAGGUUUUAUUUGCAUGCUAACAGUCUAUCCAUACAUAGGUGAGUCCAAAUCUAUAUAAGUCUCCCUGACUGUUUGCAACAACAACAAAACAUCACAUGUAUUUGUAAAUGUGUGAAUUAAUGUAAUGUCUGUUUUACAUAUUCAACUCAUUUCAUACCUUUUAUUUUUAUAUGUUUUCCAUCAAUAUAUGUUUGUAAAACAUACCCAAUGACCCGACGGGUCUCGUUUCCCUUGUAAGCAAUUUCAUUCCCAUAUUAAUCAUAUAAAGGUCUCUUCUUAUCAGUUUUUUUUAUUGCAAGGGAGGGAGAGUCAUUUAUUAGGGUGUUACUAAUUAAAAUGUACAAUUUCAUUUGUAUUGCCUAUUAUUUCAUUUGGCACUCUUUCCAAUUCAAUAUAAUUAACUAAAUUCUACAAUCUAUAAAGUUCUCAUUAAUAUACCUUGCAAAAUGUCACGUUUCCAGAAAACGAUUUUGUUGAACAUAUCAACUUUGGUAAUUCAUUAUAUAAGCAUGUUUGUCGCACACAUUAUUUACAACAAUAUUUCAUAUUUUCACUAAUUUCACUUACAAUAUGAUAAAGGUUCGUCGAUUUGUUGAGCUUUUGUUUUCUGCCUGCAGAUUCUAUUUUUUAACUGGCAAAUUUUAGCUAUAAUUGUGUUAUUUAUAUUAUUUUUACUUCGGUCGAAUCGGGUUUAGACAGCGGAUUUUAACCCUAACUCUAACCCUAUUUUACUCAUCAUAAUACAUAACUGUAUUGUUUGAUGUCGUGUAAUUAAAGCCUCCCACUGGACAUAACUCGUUCAAUAUGAUUAAUAUGUGCAAUUUUUCAGAGGCGAAACUUGUUAGACAGGCCAGUAUUGUUGUAUUUGUUGGCCCUUGUUUGACUAAUUAUGUGUAUGGUUAUACAUUGUAUACCCUUGACACAUUCAAUAUCGCCUAUUAUCGCUCAAAUAGAUGAACUAAAUCAAACGAGUGUAGUACAGAAUAUUGAAAUAAAAGAUAUGUCGUAAUAGUUAUUUUCUAUGGUUUUAAUUAUCUAGUUAUGUCAUUAAUUUUAACUUUUAUAAUGUAUUUGACUUCUACAAUUUUAAGAAUAAAGAUCAACAUCAAUUCUAAA